Molecule: messenger RNA, 5535 nt
Organism: Scatophagus argus
Lineage: Eukaryota; Metazoa; Chordata; Actinopteri; Scatophagidae
Gene: adcy8
Product: adenylate cyclase 8 (brain)
Exons: 18
Coding region: 696-4418 (1240 amino acids)
Biological process (GO): intracellular signal transduction; adenylate cyclase-activating G protein-coupled receptor signaling pathway; cAMP biosynthetic process
Cellular component (GO): plasma membrane
Molecular function (GO): adenylate cyclase activity
Source: RefSeq, a predicted model, not a curated record
GAAACGGAUUCUACUGGCGGAUUUGUUUCUUUGCUGGCCUCUUGUGUCGGCUGUUGACCUUAACGGAUUUCUGUUUGUUGUGGUUUAUUUCAGCCCUCUUUUCUCUGCAGAGGCACGCGCUGACCGCCUCGGAACAGAAUGGCAAAGUAAACGGACCCAGCUGUGCCAACGACGCACGAGCCAUUUCUUUGGGGUCUCUUUAAACAUCUGGUUCUCUGCGGCAGCUGCUGUCUCACACCGCGUGUUCCCAGAACCUCCGCCUUGUUUCUCCCGGAUCCCGGCUCUCCGUGACGCCGCGGCGCCCUGAUGGUGCGGACGGACGGCGCACGGUGGCUCGAGCUGCUGCUUGGACCCGCCGCCCGGUGAUUUUUAGCCCUGAGCCCGGAGACACGGUGCGUGGCGAUGGUGGUACGCGGUUAAUCCGGGACAUGGUCUUCCGCUCCAGUCGGAUUUACGUGCUGUUUCUUCAGUGGAAUCGUUCGCGUGACGAUGACCUCCAACCGCGCUUUACCCCGUGCCGUGCUCGUCGCAACCCGAGAGAGAAGCACGCGCCCCCGGUUCAAUGCGCACGAGAGGACGUCGUCUCCCCAAAAUCGCUGAGCUAACUCACCACCGGGAAGACUGGGAUAAAACCAACCGACACAAGCGAUAGGAGAAGAAAAAACCAAGCACCACAGCAACAAGCGGCAGCAGUGAUGGAGCUGUCCGAGGUGCGGUGCUCCAGCGCGAGCGAGGAGCUGUACACCAUCAACAAGACCCCGAGCAGCAGCAACAACAGCAACAGCAGCGGCAGCGGCAGCGCGCGACCCAAACGGCUGCUGUGGCAGAACGCGGUGCGGCACAUCACCGAGCAGCGGUUCAUCCACGAGCAGGGCGGGGGAGGCGGUGGGGGGGUGAAGGGCAUCGCGCCGGACGAGCCCUACGACCCGAGCCAGGGCGCGCGGAAGCAGUCAGCGGGCCGGACGUCGGUGGGAGACCGGCACAACAACGGCGGGACCAAGGUGUUCCCGGAGCGCGCCAGCAGCGACCUGGGCUUCUUGCAGAUCGACUGUGCGCCGAGCAACUCUGACUUCUUCCUGAACUGGGGCUACACGUACCGGGGUGUCAUCUUCCCCACGCUGCGGAACGCAUUCAAGUCCCGCGACCUGGAGCGGCUGUACCAGCGCUACUUUCUGGGCCAGAGGCGCAAGUCGGUGGUGGUGAUGAACAUCCUGGACGUGGUGACCAAGCUCACCCUGCUGGUGCUGCACCUCACCCUGGCCUCCUCCCCGAUGGACCCGAUCAAAGGGACGCUCCUGGGCUUCUUCACGGGCAUCGAAGUCGUUAUUUGUGCCUUAGUGGUGGUGCGGAAGGACACCACGUCGCACAGCUACCUGCAGUACAGCGGCGUGGUCACCUGGGUGGCCAUGGCCACGCAGAUCCUGGCGGCCGGGCUGGGCUACGGGCUGCUGGGUGACGGGGUGGGAUACGUGCUGUUCACCCUGUUCGCCACCUACAGCAUGCUGCCGCUGCCGCUCACCUGGGCCAUCCUGGCCGGCCUGUUCACCUCGGGGCUCCACAUCCUGGUCCAGCUGCUCAUCUCCCAGAACGCACAGCUCUCUACCAACCAGGUAGCGGCUCAGGCUGUGUUGUUCAUGUGCAUGAACACAGCGGGGAUUUUCAUCAGCUACCUGUCGGACCGGGCUCAGCGUCAGGCCUUCCUGGAGACGCGGCGCUGCAUCGAGGCUCGGCUGCGACUCGAGACAGAGAACCAGAGACAGGAGAGACUGGUGCUAUCAGUCCUGCCACGUUUUGUAGUUUUGGAAAUGAUCAACGACAUGACAAAUGUAGAGGACGAACACCUCCAGCAUCAGUUUCACAGAAUCUACAUCCACCGCUAUGAGAAUGUCAGCAUUCUUUUCGCAGAUGUUAAAGGCUUCACAAACCUCUCCACGACGCUGUCAGCGCAGGAGCUGGUGCGAAUGUUGAACGAACUCUUUGCACGCUUCGACCGCCUCGCACACGAGCACCACUGCCUACGAAUAAAGAUCCUGGGAGACUGUUACUACUGCGUGUCGGGUCUACCUGAGCCCAGACAGGACCACGCCCACUGCUGCGUGGAGAUGGGCCUCAGCAUGAUCAAAACCAUCAGAUACGUGAGAUCGCGUACGAAACACAAUAUCGACAUGCGUAUUGGGAUCCACUCGGGCUCCGUGCUGUGUGGCGUGUUGGGACUCAGGAAGUGGCAGUUCGACGUCUGGUCCUGGGACGUGGACAUCGCCAACAAGCUGGAGUCUGGAGGGAUCCCAGGGAGGAUCCACAUCUCCAAAGCUGCUUUAGACUGUCUGAACGGCGACUACGAGGUGGAGGAGGGACACGGGAAGGACCGCAACGACUUCCUGCGCCGCCACAACAUCGAGACGUACCUUAUCAAGCAGCCGGAGGAGAGUCUGCUCACCCUGCCGGAAGACAUCAUGAAGGAGGCGGCGAGCUCGGCCGACCGCCGGGCCAGCAGCGCCACCUUCAACGAGGCGUCCUGGAGCCCCGAGCUUCCCUUCGACAACAUUGUGGGGAAGCAGAAUACUCUGGCUGCCCUAACGAGAAAUUCGAUAAAUCUGCUUCCAAACCAUCUCGCACAAGCUUUGCAUGUCCACUCUGGUCCUGAGGAAAUUAACAAGCGAAUAGAGAGCGCCAUCGACUUACGGAGUGGCGAUAAGUUGAGAAGAGAGCAUAUCAAGCCUUUCUCACUGAUGUUUAAAGACUCCAGCCUGGAACAGAAGUACUCGCAGAUGAGGGACGAGGUGUUCAAGUCCAACCUGGUGUGCGCCUUCAUCGUGCUCAUCUUCAUCACCACCAUCCAAAGCCUGCUUCCCUCCGCAAGGACGGUAACCAUGGUGAUCCAGUUCUCGGUCCUCAUCGUCCUCCACUCCUGUCUGGUCCUGGUUACGACAGCAGAAGACUACAAGUGUCUGCCUCUGGUCCUGCGCAAAGCCUGCUGCUGGAUCAACGAGACGUACGCAGCGCGAAACGUCAUCGUCUUCGUCUCAAUCCUCAUCAACUUCCUGGCAGCCAUGAUCAAUAUACUCUGGUGCGACUUCGACAAGUCCAGCACCUUCAGGAACCAGACGUACAACGAGUCGGCCUCCAUCCCAGACAUCUGCUUCUACCCAGAGUAUUUUGUGUUCACGGGGGUGCUGGCAAUGGUGACGUGUGCCGUGUUCCUGCGGCUGAACUCCGUGUUGAAGUUGGCGGUGCUGCUGGUGAUGAUCGCCAUCUACUCGCUGCUGACCGAAGCUUUCUACACCUCGCUGUUUGUUCGCUACGACACCGUCCACCACAACACAGAAAACUUCCUGGGGACCAAAGAGACGUCUUUGCUCCUGAUGGCCAUGUUCCUCCUCGCUGUGUUUUAUCACGGCCAGCAGCUGGAGUACACGGCCCGGCUGGACUUCCUGUGGCGUGUCCAGGCCAAAGAGGAGAUCAACGAGAUGAAGGAACUCCGAGAACACAACGAGAACAUGCUGAGGAACAUCCUGCCCAGCCACGUGGCCCGACACUUCCUGGAGAAGGACCGCGACAACGAGGAGCUGUACUCCCAGUCCUACGACGCCGUGGGCGUGAUGUUUGCAUCCAUCCCAGGCUUCGCCGACUUCUACUCCCAGACUGAGAUGAACAACCAGGGAGUCGAGUGCCUGAGGCUGCUCAACGAAAUCAUCGCCGACUUUGACGAGUUGCUCGGUGAGGAUCGUUUCCAGGACAUCGAGAAGAUCAAGACCAUUGGCAGCACCUACAUGGCCGUUUCUGGUCUGUCGCCAGAAAAACAGCAAUGUGAAGAUAAAUGGGGUCACCUGUGUGCGCUGGCCGACUUCGCCAUCGCCCUCAACGAGAGCAUCCAGGAGAUCAACAAGCACUCCUUCAACAACUUCGAGCUGAGGAUCGGUAUGGCCCACGGCUCGGUGGUGGCAGGUGUGAUUGGCGCCAAGAAGCCUCAGUACGACAUCUGGGGGAAGACGGUGAACCUGGCCAGCCGGAUGGACAGCACAGGGGUCAGCGGCAAGAUCCAGGUCCCAGAGGAGACCUACCUGAUCCUGAAGGAGCGCGGCUUCGCCUUUGAGUACCGCGGAGAGAUCUACGUGAAGGGCAUUAGCGAGCAGGAGGGCAAGAUCCGAACACACUUCUUGUUGGGCCGCGUGCAACCCAACCCGCUCAUCCUGCAGCCGCGCAAAAUCACGGGCCAGUACUCGCUGGCGGCCGUGGUGCUUGGCCUGGUGCAGUCGCUCAACAGGCAGAAGCAAAAGCAGAUCCUCAACGAGAACAACAACUCUGGCAUCAUGAAGGGUCACCACCACUACAACCGGAGGACGUUGUUAGCGCCCGGUGGCUCCGAGGUGGGAGGGGGGCAUCACACCGAAGCAGCUGAUAAGACCGAGCUGUCCUGAAGAGCGGACUGGAGUUUGAGUUCAGCUCGGAUUUCUCAGAGGCUGAGCUGCUCUUCAGGCAGAAAUUAUCUCAGUGGUUGAGUUCAGUGGGUGCAGCUGCAGAACGCUGGUCUUCUGAAUGACUAACACUUGGACAGACACACCUGAGAGCAGGUGGAGGUCAACACUGUAGCAUUCCAGCACUGAAAUUUUCACCUGGUUUAAGACCUCUGAAUGGCUGCCCACAUCUCAGAAGUUGUUCUGCUGUUUACUUGUCCAUCUGGAAGAACAACUGACCAGUCAGGGUUUUGUAGGUAGGAUUAAUAACAGGGAUAUCAAGAUCCUGUGCUGGAGCCAGAAUCCAUUUUAUACAUAAAUGACAAAAUGUGGCAAAAGUGUGGUGGUGGUGGACAAAAUGUAAUCAGUUAUUAUUAGGUUUCUGUAAACCCUUCUGACCUUGAUUGGUUGGUUCUCGGUUCUCCUUGGUUCUCUAAAGAAAUAUGUGAGUGUGACUGCCAGGGUUGAACGCCAAACUCUGUAAAUUUUAGGGUAAAGAUUGAAUUAUGCUCACCUGGAUGUCAUGAGCGACUAAAGCAGGCAGAAUACAAACACCCCUGCAGCCUGAGUCAGGGCGGCGGGUAGCCAAAAGCCUUCACAAGUUUGGUUUGGCUUUUCAAAACUCGAGGCGUGAGGCACCAACACCCUCAUGAACAUCGAAUCACGUAAUUAAUUAAUGUGGAGUUUCAUUGUGCCAACGAAGGUGAGGAAGAAGACAUCCAGCUUCAGUAUCCGUGAGUGUAAACAAUGCAGGCUUCAUGCUUAAGGAAAUGCAGCGAGUUCACACGAGGUCAGUUAGCGAGUUAGCCUUGCAGAGGUUUGCCAUAACCUCGUGAACAAACUUGCUGACCUUUCAUGAAUGUCUUGCAAGGGCGAAUGAAGUCACUGACAUGUUUUCAUUAAAGGCAUCUUCAGGUUUGUCGGUUAAACCAAACAUGAAACAUGAAAAAGUGUCUCUGGCUCCUCCCCCUCAGAUUUAACUCAGCCAGCGAGAUGAUUUCUGCCUCCUGAAGCAGCUCUGUUCUUGAUGAAUGUUUGUAGAACUGAAACUCCACUUUGUUCCUGAAGGAGGAGGAGGUGG